This is a messenger RNA of Prunus armeniaca (apricot), 1605 nucleotides long. The record is from the annotation of a GenBank genome assembly. Lineage: Eukaryota; Viridiplantae; Streptophyta; Magnoliopsida; Rosales; Rosaceae.
AUGUCAAGACCAGCUUUGCUUACCAUUUUACUGAUCCUCCAAUUAGUCCAUUUUGGAAGCAGCCGGUUUGUUAGAGAUUCUGAUCUUAUAUCCAAUGGCGGCAUAAUAGACAACAAAAUAAGCCAACCUUCAAUCCUAGAAGUAGUGGAUCUUCAAGCAGAUACUGUGACUUGUGAACCAGUUUAUGGCUUCUUGCCCUGUGCAACUUCAGUGUGGGGGCUGCUUUUCCUGAUAAUCGUGUACGAGGUCUUGCUGUCCCUUGCAGAUCAGUAUGUUUCAGCAGGGUCAGAACUCUUCUUUGAAUUGUUUGGGACUGGUAUCUUUGGUGCUAGUGCUUUCCACAUGCUUGGCAUGAUACCACAAGUAGGAUUGGUACUUGUAACUGGAGUGACAGGAAGUACAGAAACGGCAGAGGCAAUGGCAGAAAUGAGCAUGGGCCUACUUGCAGGAUCAGCAAUCAUGCUUCUGACACUAGUUUGGGGUUCUGUUGUUGCUUUUGGAAGCCAUCACCUCUCGGUGUCUCAAACUUCAUCAAAUACAGAAAAUAAGAAAUCCUUCAGUUUAACUGGUUAUGGUGUAACAACUGAUGUUGAAACCAAAGCUACUGCAAGAAUCAUGAUGGUCUCAUUGAUCCCCUUUCUUGUUCUUCAAGUGGCAAAAAUGCUCAGUUCUUCUUCGGGGAUUCGAGUUGUGAUAUUAGUCUCUCUACUUAUUGCAUUUGCAUUCCUUGUCAUUUACUGCAUCUAUCAGAUCAUGCAACCAUGGAUUCAGAAAAGAAGACUUGAUUUUUUGAUGCGUAAAUAUGCACACAAAAACUUACUACAAAGUCUUCUGACAGUUGGAGGCAACCCCAAUGUAUCCAUUAUACAAGGGCUGUUUCAUAGAUUAGACCAGAAUAAUAACACAUACAUAUCAUCACAUGAGCUGAGAGCAUUGAUCCUAGGAAUACAAAUAGAAGAAGUAGGUCUGGAUGACGAUGAUUAUGCUGCAAAAGUGAUGGAGGAAUUUGAUAUCUCUGGUGAUUCUCAAAUAGUUGAGACAGAGUUUGUCAAUGGAAUCUCAAAAUGGAUUAAUCCAGCUAAGCCCUCUGCCAACGAUAACAGUCAUGAACAUAAAUGGUUUUUUAGAAGAAAUCCCAAGAAUGAGAAAACUGAGGAAGACCAGAAGAGGCUAGUGGCGAAGAAAAAGAAGGCUAAGGGUGCUGAUAAAUCUUGGAAAAAUCUCGUGAAGGCUGCUUAUCUAUUGAUUCUAGGUACUGGCAUUACAGUUUUGCUUGCAGUGCCCCUCAUGGAAACUAUGCAAGAAUUCUCUACUGCUGCAAGCAUCCCUUCAUUCUUAACCUCGUACAUUUUGAUACCCUGGUCCACAAACUACAGACUAGCACUGAGAUCAGUAACUUCUGCCAGAGAGAAGACAGAUAAUGCCAUAUCUUUAACACUUUCUGAGAUUUACAAUGGAGUGUUCAUGAACAACAUCAUGGUCAUGGGACUUUCUACCAGCUUCAGCAGAAAAUUCCCAUUUUGGACAAGUAUCAUAGCCUACAUUCUGUACCCUGUAUCACUGCUGCUGGUUUAUGUCCUCACUACCUUUUUUGGAUGGUCUUAA